GGGCGACAGCCUUGACGCGCCAGUGUUUGCCCGGCAGCUGCCCGACGAGGGCCGCGACCAUCAUCUGCUCGUCUUAGUACCGCGCGAACAUGGCGCCGGCGAAGCUCGCCCCGACGGUGACCCUCGCCGACGGGCGGGAGAUGCCCGUCAUCGGACUGGGUACCUACACGCCGGGAGGCCAGUCCGGGGCCAAGGACGAGCACGGCGUCGGGGAGGUCGAGCGGGCCGUGAUGGACGCGCUGGACACCGGCUACCGCCACAUCGACGCGGCCCUGGUGUACGCCAACGAGGACGAGGUGGGGCGCGGGGUGCGCGCCAAGAUAGCGGAGGGCGUGGUCCGCCGGCAGGACUUGUUCAUCUGCACUAAGCUGUGGAACAACGCUCACCGCCCGGACCUGGUGGAGGCGGCGUGCCGACAGUCGCUGGCCAACCUGGGCCUGGACUACGUGGACCUGUACCUCAUGCACUGGCCCACGGCCUUCGCGGAGGGCGGUGAACUGGUGCCCAAGGGCCCCGACGGCAAGGUGCUCUUCAGCGACGUCGACAUCCUGGACACGUACCGUGCCAUGGAAGGCCUCGUCGACAAGGGGCUCGUCCGCUCGCUCGGCGUGUCCAACUUCAACUCCGCGCAGCUGGAGCGGGUGCUGGGCGCGUGCUCAGUGCGGCCGGUGGUUAACCAGGUCGAGUGCCACCCGCUCUUCAGCCAGCGCAAGAUGCUGGCGUUGUGCGCCCGGCACGGGGUCCGCGUCGUCGCCUACCGGCCGUUCGGCGGCAAGGCAGACGCACUGCUGGAGGACAAGACCAUCGCAGCUGUAGGUGUCAGGCACGGCAAGGCGCCCGGCCAGGUCAUCCUGCGCUACUUGAUCCAGAUUGGCGCAAAUCCGAUACCAAAGUCCGUGACGAAGUCGAGGAUACAACAAAAUUUCGACAUUUUCGACUUUGAACUGACGGAGAAGGAUAUGGCCAUCAUGGACGGACUCAACCAAAACCGUCGAGCCUGCCUCCUCCUCGACGCUGCCGCCCAUCCCGAAUACCCGUUCGCUAUCGACUUCUAGUAGAGCUCCGUAAUUUGAUCACUCGAGCUCUAUUUUGUCCUUUGAGUAUCUACAUGUCGCAGUUGUUUCAUAAACGGCAGAGUGUCGAG
Molecule: messenger RNA, 1144 nt
Organism: Frankliniella occidentalis (western flower thrips)
Lineage: Eukaryota; Metazoa; Arthropoda; Insecta; Thysanoptera; Thripidae
Product: 1,5-anhydro-D-fructose reductase-like
Exons: 5
Coding region: 90-1055 (321 amino acids)
Cellular component (GO): cytosol
Molecular function (GO): aldose reductase (NADPH) activity
Source: RefSeq, a predicted model, not a curated record